This is a messenger RNA of Ochotona curzoniae (black-lipped pika), 1284 nucleotides long. It is a transcript of the gene CUNH3orf18, whose product is annotated as chromosome unknown C3orf18 homolog. Bases 459 to 947 code for a protein of 162 amino acids. The transcript has 5 exons. NCBI's taxonomy places the organism in Eukaryota, Metazoa, Chordata, Mammalia, Lagomorpha, Ochotonidae. The record is from RefSeq and is a predicted model, not a curated record.
GCUGGAGCUUCGGGGCUCCCCCACUCCCAGUCCCCAGGCUGCUCUUCCCAGCCUCGCCCCCGCCCGGCGCUCCGUCCUACCCACCUCAGUCCAGACUGGAAGAGCUGGCACUCGCGGUUGCAGCUGCAACUGCAGUGGCUACACCGUAGCUGGCCCCCGGCUUGCGCCUCAGACUGAGCUACCGACCUCUGCUAGCACCUGCCGCGGUCACAGGCAGGGCCUGGGGGCUCCCUCCUCGUCCCGCCCUCCUGCCAGCUGCCACCAUCCUUACACUCUCUGACAGCUCGGCGCCUCUCAGAGGAUUAAGGAGGCAAGGAGUUCGCAUCAUCCAAGGAGGUGGCUCUGCAGAUAGCCCAGCCCACGGCUGGAGCAUUCCGAUGCCCCAUGUCCAAAGCGAGUGGACCAGUUGACUGAAUGACGGGCCAUCUCUCAGUUGGGCAGGGCCCCUCCAUGCCAGCAUGAACUCCAGGAUCCUGUCGGCAAGAGGCUGGCUCAGCAGCCACCCACCCUCCUCUGAACCUGGCCUGGCACCUGCCACGGAUGGGUCAGCCUCUGAGACCACCACCCUCAGCCCAGAAGCUACCAGCUUUAAUGCCACAAGAGUCCCUGAUAUGGCCAGUGGCACAGCCGGUGUGGGCACCAUGCUGUUGUCUUUCGGGGUCAUCACGGUGAUUGGCUUGGCUGUGGCCGUGGUUCUGUACAUCAGGAAGAAGAAGAGGCUGGAGAAGCUACGCCACCAGCUCAUGCCCAUGUACAACUUCGACCCCACAGAGGAGCAAGACGAACUGGAGCAGGAGUUGCUGGAGCACGGACGGGACGGGGCCUCCAUGCAGGCUGCCGCCUCCGCGCAGGCUGCACAGGGCAAGACCACCCUCCCCUCCCAGGGCCCUCUGAAGAGGCCCAGUCGGCUGGUAUUUACCGAUGUAGCCAAUGCCAUCCAAGCGUGAGCCACCUGGGGACGGGCCUGGAAUACUGACAGAAGCCACCAUGAUGCCCUCAGGGCCACCUGCCCACAGAUCAUCAAGACCUGCCCUGCCUCAGGGGAAUAGGGGAGGGCCAGGCCCCAGCUGCUCUGCAGACAACCCCCUGCUGUCUGCCCAGGGCUCUGGCCAGGCUGGGCAUCUGGCCACUGACCUCUCCUAACCCCAGGACCCUGGCACGGAGGGCAACCCUCAAGCCAGAGAGGUUGUGAGGCACUGCUGCUUGGCUUCCUCAGCCCCGGCCCAGGCUGUUCACAUUUUGUUCUGCUUCCCUGGUAUGGAGGAAAUGGCAGGGGAGACGUGG